Messenger RNA from Dicentrarchus labrax (European seabass), 3366 nucleotides. It is a transcript of the gene ankrd13d, whose product is annotated as ankyrin repeat domain 13 family, member D. The transcript has 16 exons. Gene Ontology annotation, molecular function: protein binding. Lineage: Eukaryota; Metazoa; Chordata; Actinopteri; Moronidae. The coding region runs from base 966 to 2855 and encodes 629 amino acids. The record is from RefSeq and is a predicted model, not a curated record. Gene Ontology annotation, cellular component: cytoplasm.
GGGAGGUAUAUUGAUACAAGCUCUCUCAAGGAUUUGCACAGUAGGAUCAGAUAUCAGCUCCAUCCUGGCUCCACCCAGCUUCUCUCAUAACCUGGAAAUAAAGCGACGCCUAAAUAAAUAAAUAAAUAAAUAAAUAAACAAACAACGCUGCUGCAGCUGUUAAUGUAGUGACUUCAUCUUCAGCAAAGCUGCGUUGAGGUGUAUCGAUGGUGGUCCAGUUUAAUGAUCGUCAACCCGGCAGGACUGAGUGUUAAUCGGCAGCAGCUGUCACCAAACAUCGUGUGAGAUCGCCCUAACUCGACUGACCUGGAUGUGAAACUGGAUUAAAGGCCGAAUCUCGCUUUAUUUUGACAGACCGUAACAACCCUGCGAUAUAAACAGGGGAUGGUUGCAGCAGCAGCAGCGGGGGUAGCUAACGUUAGCUAACUUCAUCAGCCGGUGGUUUCAUAUUAUUUCCACUCAGGAGCACAUCCAUCAUGACACAAUGAACGGACUUAGGAGGGGCUUUUUCAGCCGGCUAAAUUAGUUGUCUUUGCAUUGUGAGUAAUGGAGUCAAGGUGCCAAGAGGAGCAGGAAACAAUGUUGUUAUUAGCCAGUUAGCUAACGUUAGCUCAGCUAGCUGUUAGUUAACUACAUCAAAUUAGUGGGCUGAGUUAGCCGAGCUAACUCAGCCCACUAAUUUAAAUAGGCACGCAUACUAUUAAAGCCCGUCUGCUGCCUAAGUUAAUGUUUGUCACUUGGGUAGAUUUUGCUUAGUGACAGGUUUCUUCGCCCUCCUUCUCCAGUGAAACACUUCUUUCUUUCAGCUUUAACCAUUUCUCUGCUGUUAACUGAGCUAACUAGCUGACGUUAGCUAACCAGCUGUGCGGAUCAGUCCGCUGUGGUGUCACUGCAAUCUGUUGGCUGCUGAAGUCAUACUGCAAACAUAGCUUUACUACUGUUUAACUGUCAAGCGGACGACAACCAUGGCCCAAGAAGCGUUUCCUCUGCAUUUGCUGGUCUGGAACAAUCAGUAUCUGGAGCUUGAUCGAGAGCUGCAGAAGAAUGAGCAGGAUAUGGAGCGCGUAGAUCCGAGGGGGCGCACCCCGCUGGAGCUGGCUGUGUGUCUGGGCCACCUGGAGUCAACCAGGGUGCUGCUCAGACACUCCUCUAACCCCACACACUGCAACACACAGGGCUGGACCAUCUUGCAGGAGGCGGUGAGCACCGGGGACCCUGAGUUGGUUCAGCUGGUGCUUCAGUACAGAGACUUCAAGCGUGCCACUGAGAGACUGGCGGGCAUCCCAGAGCUGCUCAGCAAACUAAGACAGGCGCGGGACUUCUAUGUGGAGAUGAAGUGGGAGUUCACUAGUUGGGUGCCCUUGGUGUCGAAGGUGUGUCCCAGUGACGUCUACCGGGUGUGGAAGAGCGGCUCGUGCCUCCGUGUGGACACCACCCUCCUGGGCUUCGAACACAUGACCUGGCUGAAAGGACGGCGCAGCUAUAUUUUUAAGGGCGGAGAUGACGGGGCCGUGGUGAUGGAGGUGGACCAUGAGAAGCAGGUGGUGUACACAGAGCCACUCGUGUUGUCUCCCCGUGACGCGCCCUCCCUCCUGGCAGCCAUGCAGCCAUCACAGGAGAACACAGCCCAGAGAAUCACGUCGCCCAUCGUCUCCACGCACCUCAACACACGCAACAUUGCCUUUGAACGGAACAAGUCGGGAAUCUGGGGCUGGCGUUCCGAGAAGAGUGAGGUGGUCAGCGGGUACGAGGCCAAGGUUUACAGUGCCACCAAUGUGGAGCUGGUGACUCGGUCGAGGACAGAGCAUCUAUCAGACCAGGAUAAGUCGAGGAGCAAAGGCUCAAAGACUCCUCUGCAGUCGUUCCUGGGGAUUGCUGAACAACACACAGCUCACAAUGGGAGUAAUGUGUCCCAGUGUGCCAGUCCUCACAACCCCACAGCCAUCACAGCUGAGGAGUACUUCAACCCAGAGUUCAACCUGAACGGCCGGGACAUUGGGCGCCCCAUCGAGCUCACCAGCAAAGUCCAGAAGUUUAAAGCGACACUGUGGUUGAGUGAGAGUCACCCGUUGUCCCUGGCUGAGCAGGUGACACCCAUUAUCGACCUCAUGGCCAUCUCCAAUGCCCACUUUGCCAAGCUGCGUGACUUCAUCACCCUGCGCCUGCCGCCUGGCUUCCCUGUCAAGAUAGAGAUUCCCCUGUUUCACGUGUUGAACGCCAGAGUGACGUUCAGUAACCUGUGUGGCUGCGACGAGCCGGUCAGCUCUGUGACGGUUCACAAACCUGAGAGCUCCGAGGAAGCUGGUCAGUCUUUCAGUCCCUUCAACUGUGAGGUGGACCCCUCAGUGUUUGAACCCCCGGCAGACUACACCACCCUUGGUCCAGGCCGCAGCGAGCCAAUGAGGGACGAGGACGACAACCUGCUGCAGUUUGCCAUCCAGCAGAGCCUGCUGGACGCCGGCACAGAGAGUGACCAGGUGACUAUCUGGGAGGCCCUGACCAACAGCCGCCCGGUGCCCCCGAGUCCACUGUACGAGGAGGACUCUCAGCUGGAGAGGGCAAUCCAGGAGUCCCUGUCCAUCUCGCUGGCCAGCAGAGAGGGAGAAGACACGGCUGACCCCAGCCAGCCCUCCUCUGUCUCCCCGCUGGACCCCACCGCCAAUUCCCCGCUCUCUUACAGCACAGUGACCGAUCCACGGCUGUCGGGACACUUUGGUGUGGCGUCGAGUUUCGAUGAGCAACUGCGUAUCGCCAUGGAGCUGUCGUGCCGGGAGCAGGAGGAGAUAGACAGGCAGCAGAAGGAGGAAGAGGAGGAGCUGGAGAGGAUCCUGCAGCUGUCACUCACCGAGAAGUAAUGUCACUACAGCAGUGGAGCGGUGUUCUUCAUUGGGGAACAAUCCUCUUAAUUUAUUCAGUUUUAUUUUUAUUUUUUAAAUGCUGAGAUGUUAAGUUAUUAAAGAUAUUUUAUUUGUCUUUCUCACACGAAGGCUGCUACAACAGAGUGUAAAUGACCAGAAUAUAAGAAGUGUGAGUGAAACAGGUGGGAGGGAUGAGUAAGAAGAGGUGGAAAGAGGUAGUCUGAAACACUACAGUGAAGGAGGAGACAAAAGGGAGUCUUUGUUCUUUUUUUUUAUUGAAUAUUUUUCACAGUGUUGCUGUCUUUUAUUGAGUGAUGAAUGAUCCUUAAACUUUAAACCUAUAACAUGAUCCAUGAUAAUGAUGAAAAAUAUGAAAAUACAAUCUUAAUGGAAUAACUUAAAAUUAUUAAAAAUAUUUAAAAUAAAACUAAAAACAUGAUUAUAACAUUUGAAACAUUUAUGUUGGCUUACUCCUAUGUGUGAAAAAUAAAGAAUAAUGAUCAUCCUG